Messenger RNA from Calypte anna (Anna's hummingbird), 1114 nucleotides. RefSeq names its product ethanolaminephosphotransferase 1. The record is from RefSeq and is a predicted model, not a curated record. Gene Ontology annotation, cellular component: endoplasmic reticulum membrane; Golgi apparatus. Bases 34 to 1104 code for a protein of 356 amino acids. The transcript is spliced from 9 exons. Gene Ontology annotation, molecular function: ethanolaminephosphotransferase activity. Gene Ontology annotation, biological process: phosphatidylethanolamine biosynthetic process. Lineage: Eukaryota; Metazoa; Chordata; Aves; Apodiformes; Trochilidae.
GCUGUGGAUACGAAUCCUUUAUCUGUGUAUAUUAUGCAGCCUAUCUGGAAUAAAAUUAUUGAGAUAGUGCCUUUGUGGAUUGCUCCCAACCUGUUAACCUUCUCUGGAUUUGUCAUUAUUUUAAUUAAUUACUUUCUAAUAGCUUUUUAUGACUGGGAUUACACUGCCUCAGGUACCAGUCCUGGACUUGUUCCCACCUGGGUGUGGCUGUUCAGUGCUUUUACCACCUUUUGUGCUUAUGCUUUAGACUCCAUAGAUGGGAAACAUGCUCGAAGAACUCAGUCCAGUACUCCUCUGGGAGAAUUAUUUGACCAUGGGCUGGAUAGCUGGGCUACCUCAAUUUUUGUGCUUUCUUUUUUUUCUGUCUGUUCCCGUGACAAUGGGAAGACUGGAGUUUCUGUAUAUACAAUGUAUAUAUAUUUAAGCAUCGUCUUGUUUAACUUUAUGUGUUCACACUGGGAGAAAUAUAACACAGGAGUUCUUUUUCUUCCUUGGGGAUACGAUAUAAGCCAAGUGGUAUUAAUUGCAGCAUAUCUUCUCACUGGUGCUGUUGGUGUGGAAGUCUGGCAGAAGCCUUUCCUGUUUGGUUAUUACAUCACAGAUAUAUUAGUAAUCUUGCUUAUAGGCUUCAGUUUAUUUCUUUCAUUUCCACAAACACUAUACAACAUUCACAGGGCAUAUUUAAAUAAAACACUGAAGAAUGAUUCAUUGUAUGAAGGACUCCUACCUCUUGUGUCACCUCUGUUGCUGUUCAUUCUUCUUACAGUCUGGGUGGUUUUAUCUCCAGGCAACAUAUUAGCAAAGCAACCAAGAUUGUUUUUAUGGAUGGUCGGAGUUGCUUUCUCGAACGUUAUUUGCAAGGUGAUCAUCUGCCAGAUGAGCAGCACCCAGCCGGAGCUUUUCCACUGGUUCCUCUUCCCGCUGGCCCUGGUGGUCUACGCAGCCAUCUCUGGGCUGCUGGGCUGGACAGAAGAAGUGGUGCUCGUCCUCUUCACCGGGCUGGUCACGGCUGCCCAUGUGCACUACGGGGUCUGCGUGGGGAGGCAGCUGAGCGAGCACUUGAACAUUUACAUCUUUUCUCUGAAGAAACGUGUCCAAGAGUGAACACCUGCAC